Molecule: messenger RNA, 6614 nt
Organism: Pseudophryne corroboree (corroboree frog)
Lineage: Eukaryota; Metazoa; Chordata; Amphibia; Anura; Myobatrachidae
Gene: THSD7A
Product: thrombospondin type 1 domain containing 7A
Exons: 28
Coding region: 611-5581 (1656 amino acids)
Biological process (GO): actin cytoskeleton organization
Cellular component (GO): plasma membrane
Source: RefSeq, a predicted model, not a curated record
UUCUACAAUGGCACGUUUCCGCAAACAGUCAUUUCAAGCCGAAAGUAUAUAUAAUUAUAUUAAAUGAGUUAACAACACUGGAAUUAGUUAUUCUCUGCUGAUGACGCUUCUUGUUCCAUGCGCAGCUUUGUUUUAGACGAGGGGCAUCUGGGAUCUGGAAAUUAGAUGCAAGUCAGUUUUUUUUUUUUAUUCCUCCCUCUCUUAGAAUUUCCUUCUUUUUUUUCCCCCCUCCAGCUGGUGUAAUUUAUUUCCACAACCUCCCAGACCAAGAUAACCUGUUCAGUCAGCUGGAGCCCCCUGCGGACAGCUGUCUCUCUUUUAGCUGAUGGAAAACUGCCACUAGCAAGUGAAUGGGAUCUCUGUGGUGCAGAAUUCACAAUACAUGCAUCAGCAGUAGCAGCAGAAGCAUCAGCAGCAGCAGCAGCUCUGUGUUCUAUUGUUCCAUGGUCUUAAAUGGUUUCUCCUUGGCGGCUGGCAUGCACAAUAGCCGGAGAGAGCUCCCCGUUCCUUAGGACUUAAAAAGAAGAGGAAAACUGAGGAGGAAGACAGCCUCUGAAGUGGGUCGUUGAUUGUAUUCACGCUGCAACAAAUUAUCCCCCUUUCCGAAGGCAUGGAUCUGGCAGGGAGAUGCUCUGCUUUACCUGGUUCUUUCUGUGGAGUGGUUGCCCUUCUCCUGGUUGGUUUAUGGAGCGCAGAUUCACAGGGCGAGCAAGACAGUAAAUCCAUAUAUGUAUGGAAGACAGGUCCCUGGGGCAGGUGUAUGGGCGAUGAAUGUGGACCCGGUGGUAUUCAGACAAGGGCGGUGUGGUGUGCCCACAUCGAGGGUUGGACCACCCUACCCACGAACUGUAAACAGACCGACAGACCUGAAAACCAGCAAAACUGCUUCAGGGUUUGUGACUGGCAUAAAGAGCUUUAUGACUGGAAGCUGGGCAGCUGGAAUCAGUGUACGCCAGUCACCUCCAGGGUAUCAGAAAAGCCAACGGAGUGCACAAAGGGUGAGGAAGGGGUUCAGUCGAGAGAGGUCGUCUGUCUACAGAAAGCCACUGAAGCGGAAGCAGACGAUAGUAUAUGUGAAUACUUUGAGCCCAAACCUAGGCUAGAACAAGGAUGUCUUAUUCCAUGUCCUCAGGAUUGCAUUGUGUCGGAAUUCUCUUCUUGGUCGGAAUGCUCCAAGUCAUGCGGCAAUGGAUUACAACACCGGACGCGGCAUGUAGUGGCCAUGGCUCAGUUUGGCGGGUCGGCCUGCCCCAACCUGACGGAGUUUCAGGUCUGUCAAAUGUCUCCAUGCCAAGGGGAAGAAAAUAUGUACAGCCUAAACGUUGGGCCCUGGAGCUCCUGCUCCUUACCUCUUUCUAGACAUGUGAGGCAGGCUGGGAAGAGGGGGAAAAAUAGGGAACGGGCAAAAGAGAGGGACAAGACCGUGAAGGAUCCCGAGGCCCGGGAACUAAUUAAGAAGAAGAGGAACCGCAAUAGAAAAAAUCGUCAGGAGAACAGAUACUGGGAUAUACAAAUUGGGUAUCAGACACGGCUUGUGACCUGUAUGCACAAAAAUGGAAAGACUGCUGCACUGAGCUUCUGUCAGCAAGAGAAACUGCCGAUCACUUUCCAGUCGUGUGUGAUUGACAAAGAGUGUGAAGUAUCAGAGUGGUUGGAAUGGAGCUCUUGUUCGACGUCAUGUGAGUCGGCAACGCCGAGCGGUCAUCGCAGCAGGAGGAGGACCAUUAAGCAGUUUCCGAUUGGCAAAGCAAACGAAUGUGAAGAGCUGGAAGAAAAAGAAGUGUGCACUCCACCGGCGGAUGGACCUCACGUCUGCAUAAAGUAUGCCUGGAGAGCCACAGAAUGGACAGAGUGCCGCAUUGACCCCCUACUUAGUCAGCAAGAUAAGAGGAGGGGGAACCAGACAGCAUUGUGCGGUGGAGGAAUUCAGACACGGGAAAUCUACUGUGUACAAGCAAAUGAAAAUCUUCUCUCAUACCUCAGCACAGUAAAAGAUAAAGACGACAGCCAUGCCCACGGCACAUCAAAGGCCAGCGAGGCGCCUUUCCUGUCCAUCACUUUUGAAAUAACAGCGUCCAAGCCAGUAGAUGCCAAGCUGUGUACUGACCCCUCACUGAGUACCAGCCAGCUGUGCCAUGUGCCGUGCCCAACAGAGUGUGACGUCUCCGCUUGGUCAGCCUGGGGUCCGUGUACAUUUGAGAGCUGUGAAGACCAGCAGAGUAAGAAGGGUUUCAAGCUUAGGAAACGUUACAUCUCCAAUGAGCCCACUGGUGGGACUGGGAGCUGUCCACAUUUAGUAGAGGCCAUUCCGUGUGAAGAACCGUCCUGCUACGACUGGCGAUUGGAUAGACUGGAAGAAUGUAUCCCUGACAACGGGAAUAACUGCGGAACCGGCACUCAAGUACCUGUAGUUACAUGUAUCACCAGUGACGGGGAAGAGGUGGACAGACAACUGUGCAGAGAUGCCAUAUACCCAAUCCCUAUUGUCUGCGAGAUUCCGUGCCCCAAAGAUUGCGUUCUCAGCCCUUGGUCGGAAUGGUCUUCUUGCUCACAUACCUGUUCUGGGAAGACGACGGAAGGGCGACAGACACGAGCCAGAGCUGUUCUUGCCUAUCCUGGCGACGGAGGUGUGCAGUGCCCGGAGAGUAACGCUCUGCAGGAGAUUCGGAGCUGCAAUGAGCAUCCUUGCACGGUAUAUCACUGGCAGACAGGCCCCUGGGGCCAGUGCACUGAAGAUGUUACUGUCUCUGUCUUUAACUCUUCAAGCUGGAAUGGUGAAGCUGCCUGUGCUCUCGGGAUGCAAACAAGAAAAGUCAUCUGUGUUAGAGUCAAUGUGGGACAGGUUGGACCUAAGAAAUGCCCCGAAAGUCUUCGGCCUGAGACCAUGAGGCCGUGUUUGUUGCCCUGUCGCAAAGACUGUAUUGUUACCCCCUACAGUGACUGGACGCCAUGCCCCACUUCUUGUCAAGAAGGAGCAGUGGGUGUUAUAAUAAAGCAGUCCCGCCACCGUGUCAUUAUCCAGUACCCGUCCUACGGAGGCCGGGACUGUCCGGAUACUUUAUAUGAGGAGAAUGAGUGCGAAUCUCCUGCCGCCUGUCACUCUUACAGGUGGAAGACGCAUAAGUGGAGGAGAUGCCAGAUGGUUCCGUGGUACGUCAGACAAGACAGUCCUGGGGCCUACGAGACCUGUGGACCGGGACUUCAAGCAAGAGCCAUUACAUGUCGCAGACAAGAUGGAGUGCAAUCAGACAUCACAGAAUGCCUCAACCAUGCCGGUCCACUGCCAGCGUUAACCCAGCCCUGCCAGAUACUGUGCCAGGAUGACUGCCAGUUUACCAGCUGGUCCAAAUUCUCAUCGUGUAACGGCGACUGUGGUGCAGUCAGGACCAGAAAACGUGCUCUCCUGGGAAAGAGUAAGAAGAAAGACAAAUGCAAGAAUUCCCAGGUGUACCCGGUGAUUGAGACGCAGUUCUGCCCAUGCGAUAAGUAUAAUGCGCAGCCGGUGGGGAACUGGUCAGACUGCGUCCUACCUGAAGGGAAAGUGGAGGCUCUGCUAGGAAUGAAAGUACAAGGAGACAUCAAGGAGUGCGGACAGGGAUAUCGCUACCAAGCCAUGGCAUGCUAUGACCAGAAUAACCGUCUGGUGGAGACAUCCAGGUGUAACAGUCAUGGUUACAUAGAAGAAGCGUGUAUUAUUCCCUGCCCCUCCGACUGCAAGCUCAGCGAAUGGUCCAACUGGUCGCGAUGUAGUAAGUCCUGCGGAAGUGGAGUCAAAGUUCGAUCCAAGUGGCUCCGGGAGAAGCCGUAUAAUGGGGGAAGGCCUUGUCCAAAGCUGGACCAUGUAAAUCAGGUAUCUGUGUAUGAAGUGGUUCCGUGUCACAGUGACUGCAAUCAGUACGUCUGGAUUACAGAACCGUGGAGUAUAUGUAAAGUCACAAACGUUGACCUUAAGCAGAACUGUGGAGAAGGGGUCCAGACUAAGAAAGUACGGUGUAUGCAGAACACGGUGGAUGGCCCUGCAGACGUCGUUGAAGACUAUCUUUGUGAGCCAGAAGAAAUGCCUCUCGGAGCAAGAAACUGCAAGCUGCCGUGUCCCGAGGAUUGCGUCAUGUCAGAGUGGAGCCCGUGGAGCAAAUGUCCUUUGCCUUGUGAUGGGACCGGCAUCCGUGAGCGCUCAGCAACGCCCAUCCGGCAGGCGGAGGAGGGUAAAACCUGCCACACCGCCAGUGAGACGGAGGCCUGCAUUCUGAACAAGAACUGUUACCAUUAUGAAUACAAUGUGACCGAUUGGAGCACGUGUCAGCUGAGUGAAAAGGCUGUUUGUGGGAACGGAAUCAAAACCAGGAUGCUGGACUGUGUCCGCAGCGAUGCCAAAUCUGUAGCUCUGACGGACUGUGAGGAGCUGGGACUGGAGAAGAUAUGGCAGAUGAACACUUCCUGUGUGCUGGAAUGCCCGGUAAAUUGUCAGCUCUCCGAUUGGUCGCCUUGGUCUGAAUGCUCGAGAGACUGCGGCCUUGCAGGGAAAAUGAAACGGAAAAGGACUGUGAUCCAGCCAUCCCAAGGCGAUGGGAGACCUUGUCCUUCUCAGAUGGAGCAAGCCAAGCCGUGCCCUGUGAAGCCGUGUUACAGAUGGCAGUAUGGACGCUGGUCCCUGUGUACAGUGGAGGACGCUCAGUGUGGGGAGGGCACCAGGUUCAGGAACAUUUCCUGUGUGGUGUAUGAUGGAUCUCGGGAAGACUCUGGAAAGGUGGUGGAUGAGGAAUUCUGUGGGGACAUAGAACUGCUGGUCAGCGGAGACAAGAACAUUGUGCUUGAGGAGUCCUGCACUUUGCCCUGUCCAGGUGACUGCUAUUUGAAUGAGUGGUCUGAAUGGAGUUUAUGCCAGCUGACUUGCGUCAAUGGACAAGACCUGGGCUUUCCAGGGGUAAAGGUGCGAUCAAGGGCAGUAAUAAUCCAGGAGAUGGAAAACCAACAUCUUUGCCCAGAGCAAAUUUUGGAAACGAAACCAUGUGAAGAUGGACAGUGCUUUGAAUACAAAUGGUUAGCCAGUCCGUGGAAGGGAUCUUCUCGAACAGUUUGGUGUCAGAGAUCAGACGGCUUUAAUGUGACAGGAGGCUGUUUUCAGGUGCACAGACCGGAGAAUGAAAGGACGUGCAGUCCUCCGUGCACCCAGCAACACUCAUACUGUACUGAGACGGGAUCCUGCGGCUGUGAAGACGGCUACACUGAAGUGACCUCGUCAGAUGGGACGCUGGAUCAGUGUACCCUAAUUCCUGUAGUGGUCAUACCCACCAUUGCAGACAAGAAGGGCGACGUAAAAACCAGCCGAGCCAUGAACCCAACCCAGCCGUCCAGCAGCCAGUCGGGUUAUGGAGGAAGGACAUGGUUUUUGCAACCGUUUGGCUCAGAUGGGAAACUGAAGACCUGGGUGUAUGGGGUAGCAGCAGGUGCCUUUGUUUUGCUCUUAUUUGUGGUAUCUAUGAUCUAUCUGGCAUGUAAAAAGCCCAAAAAACCACCAAGAAGACAAAACAACCGCCUGAAACCACUAACGUUGGCUUACGAUGGAGACGCGGACAUGUAAAACAGCCAAUGCUGAAAGAAUAUACAUUCCUUCUCCGGUGUCUCAGAAACGUGCAACAUAAAGAAUGUUUUUAAGGAUGAACUCAAUGGCGGAGAUUUAAGCACAGUCUAGAAUAAUGCAACGUAACUUCACUGAGUAUUCUUCAACCCCACAAAACCACAAACUGGAAUCCGUUUCAUUCUAGAUGUAUAUAUUAAAUGGUCUGGCGCAAGACCUGACGUAUUAACCUCAUGUAACCAGUCCUUACGAACUAAUACCAUAGUCUCAGCAGUCAACCGUAUGGCCAUGUAAAAAAAAACGUUGCUCUUUCGUGGCAAAUAAUGGGGUUCGCUGUAAAUAACACCAUAUUGAAGACUGAUCUAUGAAGACACUCACAGUCCAAGCAGUUUACAACAUGUAUUCCGUCAGAGUUUAAGGAUAAAAUAUGGGACCGCAGGACCAAUCGUACCCAAAGCUGCUGUGCCACAGUACACGUGACCGUGUCCUGAAUUGCAGUAUUUUGUAGUAACUAUUCUCGGAAGCGAAACGCGUGUAAAUCAGAUCAUGUUUCUACUUUCUCUAUCUCUCCUAAUGCUGCCUACAUCUUUUGCUGUAUGUAAGGCAGGACAUGCACUAUAUUAGUGCAGCAUGUUAUGCACUUAACUAGUAUUGCCAUAGAAAAUGCCUCUUUUCAUACGGACGGUGUCUUGUGCAAGAAGCGUCAAGUAGACAUUUGACAAUGGAGAAAAGAAAAAAAAAAGAGAGAGACUAAAAUCAGGAUGAAAGUAGAGUUUUGAGACGGGAUCAAAUAUCUGUACAUAAAUCUGCUGUUUUCUAGUUAGAUGAAGUUGUGUCUCGUUCCCUUGAGAGCCCCUUCCCCCCUUUCUUAUUUAUAUUUAAUACAGACCCUUAAGUUAUUUCAUUACGUAUUCUUGCAGUUUGUCUGUACCGUAAACAGAGAAAAGCACUACCCCGCAAGGAAGACCUUGUACUGCCACCGGAUAUUUUUGUUAUGUUACAGUGAAGCAUUUUUGAUAAAGAUGCAAAAGCCAAA